GUCAACUUCCCCCUCUGUACGGGUCUUUGAUAACUCUCCCUCACAAUUUUUGGGCUAAACCAUUUCAGUGCACGGGGGAGGAGAGGGAUGCAGAGGCCAUGCUCACAUUCCUCUCCUCCGGACGGCACCACCUUUUUGUUCCUCCUGUGGCCCCUCCUAUAGCCGGUGACAGUGGCCGCGCUGCAGUGACAGGGAGCCGGCGCUUGGUGGCAGCAGAGAGCCCCACCCCCUACUUUUUUUGCUUCAAAAACUGCAAACAAAAGAGAAGAAGGCAAAAAAAAAAAAAAAAAAGUACAAAGAUCAGAAGUGGAGAGUAAUGCAGCCGGCAAGGAGCAGGGAUCUGAGGCAGCAGGCACCGUGAUCCGGGCCCCGGGGAGGAAGCACUCAAAGCUCUGCCAGGCUGCCCACUACCAGCUCCCCUGCCCUCCUGUCAUGUGCCAGGGAUCAUACCACUGCCAGCCUGUGGAAUACAAGGGAACCCGGGAGGAGAGAGCUGCUGUGGAUCCUAAAGGACAAUAAAGCUUGGAAGACUUGAAUGGACUAAACAUGAAAAGCUUAAAGGCAAAGUUUCGGAAAAGUGACACUAAUGAGUGGAACAAGAAUGAUGAGCGACUGUUUCAAGCUGUGGACCAUGGAGAACUGGACAAAGUUCAAGCUCUUCUGGGGAAGAAAGGAGUGGUGGCCACCAAGCUGGACAGUGAGGGCAAAACGGCAUUUCACCUGGCUGCAAUAAGGGGCAAUGCGGACUGUCUGAAGCUUAUGUUGGGGCAUGGAGUAGAUGUCGCAGCUCAGGAUUUGUCAGGUCACAGUGUUUUACACCUGGCCGUGAAACACAAUCACAUAGAGUGCAUCAAAAGACUCCUACAGGCUAAAUGCCCAUCUGAAUGCACAGACAAUCUUGGGAGAACCUGCGUGCAUUAUGCAGCUAUGAACGGCUCUCUCCCUGUGCUGCAGCUCCUAUGCGAACACAAAUGCCUUCUAAAUGUCAAAGAUUCGGACGGUCUCACGCCUCUGAUUUUUUCCGUACUACAAGGUCACGUGGAGGCGUGCAAGUGCCUCUUAGAUCAUAAAGCCAACGCAAAUAUGGCAGAUAAGAGUGGAAAGACUCCUCUAAUGUUUGCAUGUGAAGACGGCCACUUCAACAUGGUGGAUGCCUUGGUGCAACGAGGAGCCAGUUUAUUAGUAUCUGACGCACUGGGCCACGAUGCUCUCCAUUAUGCCAGAUUGUCAGGAAAUCCACACAUCCUCAGCCUCCUUCUGUCAAAGACAAGCCAAGAACAUGGAACCAAAAGUCCGACCAAGCCAUUACAGCAUGAUCAAGUCACUAGAUUAAGCUCAGAGAGAAGUGGAACCCCCAAAAAACGCAAAGCUCCGCCUCCUCCUAUCAGUCCUCUACAGCUAAGUGACUUAUCAUCCCCCUUGUCAUCAACAUCAACCCCAGUCUCGGCCAAAGGAGAGGUGUUCUUCUCUGAAAAUAGCAGCAAGGACGAAAAUUCACCCUACAGGCGAGACUAUAGAGACAGGCUGAGCGACAGCACAGAGGAUAGCCUACUGGAUGUGAGCUCUGAGGCCGACCACCAAGACACACUCUUACAACUGCAAGCAAAGGUGGCUUCUCUAACUCUGCUCAACAAGGAAUUACAGGAGAAAUUACAGGAGAAAGCCAAUAAUGAGGCAUUUACAGAUAUCAGCUGUGAUUCUUACCAUUCUACACAGACUGAUGUUAACCUUUCCGUUGCCAAAAAUCAAGAUGCAAAAUCACCCACGGUUAUUUCGGAUAACUCCGAUACAUCUUUCGAGUCCCAGGUUGAAAUAGUUAACAAUGAACACAAAAUGAAACUACUGGAAAAAACCAUUGAGGACAUGAAAUUGAAACUGGAGGACUCCGAAACAAAAAGGCAGAGCUUGGAAGCCCAGAUCCGAUCUAGUUUUCGAGAUUCUAUCAGUACUGAAACUUCUGAAGUGGCUUCAGAUAUAGACCUUCAGUCUCAGGGAUCGCCUUGUGUUGGGAAACAAGACAUUUCCUUUAAGCCAAAUCUACAGAGGAUGUCAAGAGUGGAGCAAGAAGACGGAGUUGUAAAAACGAGUGAGGAAAGUUUAUUGGUAUUGGAAGAAUAUGAAGCUCUGAAGAGCGAAUACCAGGAGGUCCUAGCGGAAAGUGAAAGGAAAGAGAAUGAGAUGAAUGAUUUGAGGAACCAAAUCGAUGUGAUUACCCAAAGUAUUGUCAACUUGGUGCCCAUUGAGAAGCAAGAAGAAAUGGCAAAGUCUUACUGUGCCGUCAUAGAGCAGCUGAACGAGGAGAACGCCAAACUUAAUAUGAAGCAGCAAGAAUUACUGGAAGAAAUUACGAGGUUACAGAAGGAGUUACAAAGUCAGGUGGAGCCCAGGUCUCCGGUGGAGAAUGGUCAAGAGGAGGAGGACAUGACAAGAACGGUAGAUGACUUGAUCAAACAAGUGAACGAGUUGUCUCUGUUAUACAAUGAAGCCCAGGUGGAACUUGAGAAGACAAAGAAAGUAUCACCUGAUGUAUCAGCAGAUUUCAUCCCUAGGGAAGAACAUCAGAAACUUUUGCAAGAUGUUGAAGAAAGCAAAGAGAAAGUGGAGAAUGAUUUAGUGGAUUUGGCUUCCCAGCAUGCCAAAAUAUUGGAAGAAGUAUGUGAGCUGAAGCAACAGAUGGACAAGGAGAGGGGGCACGCGGCAGAGUCUGAACAUGUACAAGUCAUCGAAGAUCUUAAACGUACAAUAGAAAAUAUGGAUGCAGAAAGAAGCGAGUUGAGGGAACAGAACACCACUCAAGAAUCCCGAAUGAAAAGUUUACAGGACGACCUUCGGCAGGAACAGUCCAAGGUCCAGGAAGCCAUGGUCACCAAGCAGUUAUUAGCCGAGCGGCAGGUGUCUCUGGAAGAUGACAUUAGUGCCUUAUCCACGCAAGUGACUGACCUGAUGAAGGAUAAAGAGACGAUCGCUAUGGAGAAUGGGCACGUUAAAAGGGAAUUGUCGCAAGUGAAAGAGGAGAAAGAGUUGAUAGAAGGGCAACUGCAAAACAAGGAACUAGAACUCGAAGAGCUGAGGAGGAAAUUCAGCAAAGUGCAGGAAGAUCUGGCCGAGAUGAAGAAGUUGUCAGAGAACUCCUCCAAAAUGGAUGAAGACAAAGACAAAAAGAUACAUGAGCUCUCAAAAGAAGUGAGCAAACUCAAAGAUGCACUAAACAGCCUUUCCCAGCUAUCAUUCACCACAAGCACUCCCAAGAGGCAAAGCCAGCAGCUGGAAUCUCUACAACAGCAGGUCAAACAGCUGCAGAACCAGUUGGUGGAAACCAAGAAGCAGCACCAGGAAAUCGUAUCAGUUUACAGAAUGCAUCUUCUCUAUGCUGUUCAGGGCCAAAUGGAUGAGGAUGUUCAGAAGGUGCUAAAACAAAUACUGACGAUGUGCAAGAGUCAGUCUCAGAAAAUGUGACGUGGGACUAAGGAUGAUCAGCUCAUACAGCACUGCCUCCUAAUAUUACUAAUGCUGGAUAUCACAUGUAUGAGUUCUUCUGUAUCAGAAAAUGAAGUUAUUUUAUACUUUUUUGAUAAGAAACCACCGGUUCCACUUAACAUUUAUUGUGGUCAAUUAGCAACUUGCUAAGAUAGUACCCAAAAAGUGAAGACUGCUGCUUUACAUAGCACUAAUAUCCUAAUUUAGUAGCAUACAAAUAGAUACCACUGAGGGAUGUAAUAAAACAUUUCCCCCUCUAAGAUCAAACAUUCACCAGUUCUGCCAAGCUGGGUGACCACCAAAAUGGCCGCCAUUACAGCUCUGUAGGCUUACACCAAUGAAAUACAUUUACAAAGUGACUUAAAGGGGUUAACCAGGAAAAAAACUUUUUUUUAUAUAUCAACUGGAUUCAGAAAGUUAAACAGAUUUGUAAAUUUCUUCUAUUAAAAAUCUUUAACCUUUCAGUACUUAUGAGCUGUUGAAGUUGAGUUGUUCUUUUCUGUCUAAGUGCUCUCUGAUGACAUGUGUCUCGGGAACUGUCCAGAGAUGAAGCAAAUCCCCACAGCAAACCUCUUCUACUCUGUGCAGUUCCCGAGACAAGCAGAGAUGUCAGCAAAGAGCACUGUUGUCAGACAGAAAAGAAGAACUCAACUUCAGCAGCUGAUAAUUAUUGACAGGAUUAAGAUUUUUUAAUAGAAGUAAUUUACAAAUCUGUCUAACUUUCUGGAGCCAGUUGAUAUUAAAAAAUAAAUAAAAAGUUUUUUCCUGGAUAACCGAUUUAAAGUGGUUUUUCCACCAUUAAAGGGGUACUCUGGUGGAAAACUUUUUAUUUUUUUUAAUCAACUGGUGCCAGAAAGUUAAACAGAUUUGUAAAUUA
Hyla sarda is the source of this 4354-nucleotide messenger RNA. It is a transcript of the gene RAI14, whose product is annotated as retinoic acid induced 14. The record is from RefSeq and is a predicted model, not a curated record. Gene Ontology annotation, molecular function: actin binding. NCBI's taxonomy places the organism in Eukaryota, Metazoa, Chordata, Amphibia, Anura, Hylidae. Bases 547 to 3456 code for a protein of 969 amino acids. The transcript has 18 exons.